AUGAGAUUAUCAACUAUUCAUAUAAGAAAAUGUAUACCGAAGACUCAAUUUUGUAAAUAUAGACCUAUUCAAAAAAGAACAUUUCAUUCAUCAAUUAUAAAAUAUAUAGAUUAUGAUCCAUAUAAUACAUUAGGAAUAAAUAAAUCUGCUGAUGCAAAACAAAUUAAAAAAGCAUAUUAUGAUUUAGUUAAAAAAUUCCAUCCAGAUGUUAAUAAAGAAAAAGAUGCUGAAAAAAAAUUCCAUAAAAUUCAACAAAGUUAUGAAAUAUUACGAGAUAAAGAUAAAAAAGCUCAAUUUGAUCAAUUUGGUCCAAAUGCAUUUGAUGAAAAUGGAAAUCCAAAUCCUUUUGGUGGAGCAGGUGCUGGUGCAGGUCCUGGAGGAGCAUCAUCUGGUAAUCCAUUUGCUGGAUUUGGUGGAGGGGGAUUUAGUACAAGUGGAGGAGGAAAUCCAUUUGCAGGUAUGGGAUUUGAUUUUGAAGAUUUAUUUAAAGAAGCAUUUACAGGAGGUAGAGGAUCAUCAAGAUCACAAGGAAGAGCUCAUUUUGUGACAGAACACGUUGGAGAUAAUGUUGAAGUACUAAAACUGAUACCUUUUAAAGAUAGUAUAUUUGGUAGUAAAGUUACGAUAAAUUAUAAAGUUGUUGAUUCUUGUGGAACAUGUAAAGGUAGUGGUUUAAAAACUGGUGCCAAGAAACAAACUUGUCCAACUUGUCAUGGUACUGGUCAAACAACUCAUAUUAUGGGAGGAUUUCAUAUGGCAUCAACUUGUCCAACUUGUCAAGGUACUGGGGUGACAAUUUCAAAAGCCGAUGAAUGUAAUACAUGUCAUGGAAAUGGAGUACAAGAAAUACCAAAAUCAACUACAAUAGACAUACCACCAGGAAUAACAGAUGGUUCAAGAAUAAGAGUUCCAGGAGCUGGUGAUGCACCAUUUGUAACAAAAGAUGAUUAUAAUCAACUUCGAAAUGGUGAUUUAAUAGUUAGAAUAAGUGUACAAAAAGAUCCAGUAUUCAAAAGAGAUAAUAAUGAUUUAGUUGUGAAUCAAGAUAUAUUAAUGACAACAGCUUCAUUAGGAGGUGAAAUUAUUGUUCCCACAUUAGAUGGACAAAAGAUAAAACUUAAGAUAAGACCUGGAGUUCAAAAUGGAAGAAAAUUAAUAAUACCAGAAAAGGGAGUUCCAAUUAAUAGAAAUUUAAAUAAUAGAGGUAAUUUGGAUGUUAUAUUGAAUGUGAAAACGUUGAUUGCCGAAACACCUACUCAAACUGCGUUACUAGAAGCAUUAGCAGAUGCGUUUAAUGAUAAAAAUGCAAAAAGAAAUGAUGUUGAUUGGCAAUUAGAUGUUGAAGAUGCAUUAAAAUAUGAUGCAAUGGAUGAAAAAGAUUUGCAUCCUUCCAAAUUAGCAAGAAUCGGCAAAGUUUUGGGAAAAUUUUUCAACUUUGAUUCUGAUAAAAAAGAUGAUAGUAACAAGAAUAAUAACAAUGAGAGCAAAUAG
Messenger RNA from Lodderomyces jiufengensis, 1491 nucleotides. It is a transcript of the gene MDJ1, whose product is annotated as Mdj1p. Lineage: Eukaryota; Fungi; Ascomycota; Pichiomycetes; Serinales; Debaryomycetaceae. The record is from RefSeq and is a predicted model, not a curated record. Bases 1 to 1491 code for a protein of 496 amino acids. The transcript has a single exon. Gene Ontology annotation, cellular component: cytoplasm. Gene Ontology annotation, biological process: protein refolding; response to heat. Gene Ontology annotation, molecular function: ATP binding; heat shock protein binding.